Molecule: messenger RNA, 2160 nt
Organism: Aureobasidium subglaciale EXF-2481
Lineage: Eukaryota; Fungi; Ascomycota; Dothideomycetes; Dothideales; Saccotheciaceae
Exons: 1
Coding region: 345-1724 (459 amino acids)
Molecular function (GO): hydrolase activity
Source: RefSeq, a predicted model, not a curated record
CUCAAACACGCGCGGCUUGUCAUUUUCCGCAACCAUAGGAUGCAGUCAGCUGCACAACGUUUCAAAAUCAUGGGCGGAUAUGCAAAAUGCGAGCGACGGCGCAACCGGGCUUGGGAGAAGUCGAUCCUGUUGCAGGAGCUCUGGGCGUAGCAGAUCAAUCCCUUAUCCGAUCAAGACAUCUUCACUGACGUAUUCCCGUCGAUGACUGGGAACGUGAGUCAGAAUAAGCAAGCUUUUACAUACAAGAAGGUCGUCUAACUCUAGGUUCCUCAUAUACUGUUGGGGUUUUUGUAGCCGACUUAUCUUUCCCUAUUCUAUACAACAUUCAUUCGUCUCAAUCAAAAAUGUUCAAAGCCGCGCUGUUAGAGACAAUCGACGCCGACCGACAAGAUCUCGUCAGCUUCCUGCAAUCUUUGACUCGUGCAGACUCAUCUAACCCUUCAGGAGACACGAUAGCAGCAGCAUGUGUCGUUACCACAUUUUUAGCUUCCCGAGACGUGCCUGUAACACUCAUAGCACCAAAAAGCGAUGCACCAAACAUCACCAGCACGUUUCCAGCAGUGUCGCAAUCACCAGCUCAUAGCCGAUCUUCAUCUUUACACCAAUCAGAUGCGCACUCUCCCAGUCGAGUCGACUCUCCCUUCAAUGACAGCGGCAUCUCAAAACCGAAUCCUGGACCACGGCUGAUCAUGAAUGGUCACCUCGACGUCUUUCCCAUUUCCGAGUCCGAAAAGUCACGGUGGACUCAUGAUCCCUUGUCUGGAGAUGUCGAGGACAAUCGACUAUAUGGACGUGGUGUCGUCGACAUGAAAGCUGGAACCGCUGCGAUCGUCGCAGCAUAUACGUACAUCUUCGCGCAUCGACAUCUGUUAAACGGUACUGCUGUGCUUGAAGCAGUGUCGGAUGAAGAGAAUGGUGGAAAGUGGGGAAGCAAAUACCUUCUCAAUGACGAUGAUAGAAAGGAUAUCUGGUCUGGUGAUGUGAACCUCAACGCAGAGCCAACGGGAUUGCAAAGUAUACGGUUUGCUGAGAAGGGGACUUUACGGAUGACAUUCACUGUUCAGGCUAGGAGCGCGCAUGGAGCAUUUACACACCUCUCCGAAGGCGCAAUACGCAUAGGAACGAGACUAGUCACCGAGUUGGUCAAGCUCGAAAACUUCUCCAGUUUUGACGUCGAUCCGGAGAUCCGAAGGUAUCUGAGCCGCGAAGAGGUCAGAAGUACUAUUGAUGAGAUCAUGGGCGCUGGUGCUUCGAACAACAUCUUGAAGCCUACUGUCAACAUUGGAACUAUCAGCGGAGGCACCAAGGUCAAUACUAUCCCAGGAGACUGUAGAUUUGAAGUCGACAUUCGUCUGCCAAUCGGACUCGUAGCCAGGACAAUUCUCUCAGAGAUCGAUGGUAUCCUGGAGGCAUUCCCUGGCGCCGACUAUGAAGUUCAGGAAGCAGCAUCCAACCCACCAAAUUCGUGCGCGUUUGAUCAUGCUCUCACGCGAGCCAUAGCUGACAACGCCGAACACAUUCUCGGACGAAGACCUGUUGCGAUACCCUCACUGGGUGCCACGGAUGCAAAGCACUGGCGAUACAAGGGUAUUCCAGCAUACAGCUUUGGUCUCUCACCUGAGGGUAUGGCUGGAAUCGACGAAAGUGUCGAUCUUGACGACUACAUCAGUCUUGUCAAGAUACUCACCUUGGCAGCAUGGGAUUUCUUGACUGGUCCUGAGUAGAUUCCAAUGUCAAACUGUGUGUUCUGUUCAAGGACUAAGCCUGCCGAUGAAGACGAGAUUACUGAUGCACAAUCGAAACUUCUCAUAUACAUAGCUCAACAAUAUACCCCUGUCAUCUUUCUCUCGUUCCUGAGUCUCUCGAGUCUUGCAGGGCUCUUGCGGUCUGCCAAAACGAUGCGUCUGGAUGUUCACGUUUGACAACAAGGGGGUAUUGUGAUAGUAUAGCAACCGGCAAAAGGAAAGCCCAAUGGAGUAGCUGGGAAUCGAACCCAGAACCUUCUCCACUCAGUAAUGCUCACAGAGCAAUGCUAAGAAGAUGUCAUACCACUAGACCACAACCCCUUGAUGUGUCGGGUUCGAGUAGGCACGUUCAUGAAUUUCGAGUUGUGCGUCGGCGCCCGAAGUUCAGCCAUCUUCCAGACUCGUGGUCGAUAAG